Brugia malayi is the source of this 3015-nucleotide messenger RNA. RefSeq names its product Guanine nucleotide exchange factor for Ras-like GTPases; N-terminal motif family protein. The transcript is spliced from 22 exons. Gene Ontology annotation, cellular component: plasma membrane. The coding region runs from base 1 to 3015 and encodes 1004 amino acids. Gene Ontology annotation, biological process: Ras protein signal transduction; positive regulation of GTPase activity. The record is from RefSeq and is a predicted model, not a curated record. Gene Ontology annotation, molecular function: guanyl-nucleotide exchange factor activity. Lineage: Eukaryota; Metazoa; Nematoda; Chromadorea; Rhabditida; Onchocercidae.
AUGUUUGAAUCUCCAUUUAAAAGCGAUUUUGAUUUCGGUACAGAAUUUGAAUCCUCCACACAGCAUCCUUUUUCUCUUCGCAGUCGAUUACGCGAAGUUCGAGAUGCAUUUCGAGGAUUUCGGCCAUCACCUGGUACUGGUACUGUUUCUCACGGCGAGUCAAAUCUUCCAACUAUGCCAGUUCGGAGUGCAUCCGACACCGCCACAUCUUCAAUCAAAAGCUCAAACUCUCCUUCUCUCCCGAUGAAAAAACCGGUAAAAGAAAUUGAAGUAUCAAUACAAUUCCUGUACGAAGUAAUACGUACCGAUAUGUUUGAAGUACUUAUUGGCAGUGCUAGUGCUGUUUUUGAUUCAGUUCUUUCUUAUAUAGCAACACUAAAAUAUCCUGCACCUUGUGUUCAGGAUGCUCUAAUAGCUUUGUUGGAUUGGGUCGAAAACAAGAUCCUAUCAAGUACUAUUUAUGAUGAUGUUGAUACUGUUGUUGGGGAACCAGGAAGCUCGGAAAGCGAUGGAAGUGAAGGAAUACGUUUAGCUACUGAGCUCUUGAAAGCUAUUGCGGAAGUCGAUGAGAAAUCAUAUGAAUCUAGUUCAAAACCUGAAAAUGUCAAGUUGUUGGGAUUUCAUCAGGAACACCACAACAACACAUCCGUAACACCAAAUAAUUCAGGUUUCCACAGUAUAUCCAGUGCUGAUAUAACUUCCCCUUUUAAUCAUUCAUCUGGAUGUAUAGGGACCACUGAUAUCAGCUUGGUGGAUCAGAGCCUCGAUGACCUUUUGGCACAACUGAAUCUGCAUCAAGUCACAAAAUUUGAACCAAUUUUCCCGCAAGUUGAAAAUGAAGAUAGUGAUGAGGAUGAUUCGGAUAUUGUCCACGAAAAAAGAGAAGAACGAGAAGAGAAAAAAGAUACGAAAACUUGUGAGGAGGAAGUUCAACGAUUGUCGGAUGGAAGUGAGAUAAGGAAACGGAAAACGAGAACAUUUAAUAUGCUGCAGAAUAGCAAACAGGUAACUGUACGCUCACAUGGUAAUGGAGGUGAUGAGAUUGUUAAUACCUUUCAUGACGGUAAUACAUCAUUCAACGAUGAUUUGGCAACCGAUGAUUUCUUCACAACUCCUCGAAAUUCAUUUGGGCGUAAUCAUUUGAAUAGAGAUAAAUGUCUGGAUGAUUUGCUGAAGACGAAAGAUGAUUCAACAAAUCCAGAUGAAGGCAUUUCCCAAAAAAUCAAAAGUGUCCAACAUACAGAUACCGUUUCCCAAAAAGUGUCGAAGACAGCGAAGAAAAAUGGAAAAGUUAUUGCGGACGAUGCUGCACAAAAAAUUGAUAGAAGUGAACUAAAUGCAAGACAAGUGGAAACUUUUAAAGAUGUUAAAUUGCUGGAUCGUCGUGGAAGUGGUUCUUACGAGGAGCACAGUACGGUUAAAAUGGGUCUCACCAAAUCAUCAUCCUCACCUCCAAUUCCUCCAAAACAGCGUCAUGUUAUUCAAUAUAUGCAGACUUUUGGAAACAAAAGCGAAGACCAGGAUGACUUCUUCAAGGGCUCAACACUUGCUUCAUACAUUUGGUUGAACGAUAAUUUACGAUACCACGAAGAACAGUACAAGAAAAAAAUUUCAUUCGAAUUUUCAUUAUCCAGAGCAGCCGUGUCAAGUCAGCACUUUUCCGAUUUGAGCCAAUUGCUGCAAUACAGUGAAACUGACAGAAUUAUGCUGCCAAAACGAUAUAUGGAUGAGAAUGAGAUCGUCUCGAAAGGAACAACAUCACUGGCAUCUUCGGAGACUUCAGAAAUUCUGGAAUGUAUUGAUGUGACAGAUUGGUUAAUGCUACGAGCACAUGAUGCAUUCUCCAAACCCAAUGAAGUUCGUGGUGGACCUAAAGAUGCGCUGAUUGCUUUUGCGACCCAGCCAUCAGGAUCACUACUUUAUCAAGAGGCUUUUCUCACAACUUAUCGCAGUUUUGUCGAAUCAGACGAACUUAUUCAGAAAUUGAUUAGAAGGUAUUUAUAUAUGUGUACUAUAAAAGAACAGCAGUCAGUCAAAGUAGCUCGUCAAACUUUUUCAAUGCUAGUACGAGUGGUUGAUGAGUUAUGCGCGGUGGAACAAACGCGGAAGCUUAUUCGUGUAAUUACAAAAUUUAUAAGUCGCCUUGUUAAAGACGAAAAUUAUACCUUUGCAAGGAUUUUGAGGAAACGACUAAUGUCACGAAUGGACCUAAAGUCAAUACAAAAACUCACGGCAACAUCAAAAGAGCGAACUAAUAUGAGGGGUGUGAGCUCAAGGCAUCUAACAAUUUUUGAUAUUCGUUCCGCAAUUAUCGCCAAACAAAUGACUUAUUUGGAUGCAGAAUUGUUCCAUAUGAUUGAGCCAGCUGAAAUGCUUUGGUGGGCACAAGAACAAAACGAGAAAAAAAGUCCAAACUUGUGUCGUUUUACCGAGCAUUUUAACAAGGUCUCGUACUGGGUUCGAACUCUCGUCUUGACACCAUGUGAGCAAAGAACACGUGAAAAAGUAAUGACGAAAUUUGUCAAGAUAAUGAAGCAUUUGCGCAUUGUGGGCAAUUACAAUUCUUAUUUGGCCAUCUUAUCAGCACUAGAUUCGGGUCCUAUCCGAAGACUGGAUUGGUCCAAACAUAUCACUGAUCUCUUGAAAGAGCACUCAGUUGUGAUGGAUAGCUCACAUUCUUUCAAAAAUUAUCGCACAUUGUUAGGCGAAAGCCGACCUCCAUGUUUGCCUUACAUAGGUCUUGUUCUGCAAGAUCUAACAUUUGUACAUAUCGGGAAUAGCGAUUAUCUCCCGCCAGAACAAAGCAAUGGUAGAAAGAACCUCUUAAACUAUGGCAAAAGAUGGCAACAAUUUGCAAUUCUAGACAGCAUCCGAUGUUUCAAAAGCUGGAAUUACUCGAUAGAAAAGGAUGAAAAAGUUAUUCAGUUCUUCAAUGGAUUCAACAAUUAUUUGAGUGAAGAUGAGAUCUGGGAUCUGUCAGAAUCAAUCAAACCACGAACACGUAAAAAUAAAUAA